CCCGCCCGCCCGCCGCCGGCGUCCGCACCGCCGCCCAGCGAUCACGCCGCGGCGGCUCAGAGCGCGGCUGCGGCGGGCGGCGGCGGCGGCUCUCUCCCGUCCGUCAGUCCUGGGACCUUCGCUUCCACGCCUUCCCGCAGAGGGACAGCGCGCUCUCCCGCCCGCAACGGGGGCGGGGACGCCAGGCCCGCGACCCGUAGUCCCCCACGAUGAGGAAGCUGAAGCUCAGAGAAGGAAAGUGAUAUACCCACGUCUGCAGAACUAGGUGAUCCGAUCGCUGUGCUGGAAGCAGGUGGUGGGCGGCGGAGCCCAUGCAGUGAAUCCCGGUGAUACCCCUCCGCCAGCAUGCCGUGGGACGCCCGGCGGCCUGGGAGCAGCGCCGACGGCGGGCCUGAGGGCGCGGGCACAGCGCGCUCGUGGGCGCAGAAGCAGUGCCGCAAGUCGUCCUUCGCCUUCUACCAGGCCGUUCGCGACCUGGUGCCGGUGUGGCUGCUCGAGGACAUGCGCGCCAGCGAGGCCUUCCACUGGGACGAGCGCGGGCGCGCCGCCGCCUACUCGCCGUCGGAGGCGCUCCUCUACGCGCUCGUGCACGACCACCAGGAGUAUGCGCACUACCUGCUGGCCACGUUCCCGCGACGCGCGCUCGCGCUGCCAAGCGCCAGCUUCCGUUGCUGCUCUGCGCCCGGGCUGCAUGUGGCGCUAGCAGUGCGCUACAACCGCGUGGGCAUCCUACGCCGCAUCCUGCGCACCGUGCGCGACUUCCCGGCUGAGGAGCGCACACGCCUGCUCGACCGGCACGGCUGCAGCCGCGUGGAAGGCGGUGGUACGUCAUUGCAUGUGGCCUGCGAGCUGAUGCGCCCCGAGUGCCUCUUCCUGCUGCUCGGCCAUGGUGCCUCACCCGGCCUGCGCGAUGGCGGUGGCCUCACGCCGCUAGAGCUGCUGCUGCGCCAGUUGUGCCGUGACACCGGAGCUACCUCUGCUGCGACGGUGCCCGCAUCCGGGGAGCCACGCCAGCGUCACCUGCUGUUGCUCGACCUGCUGGCACUGUACACGCCUGUGGGCGCCACAGGCCCGGCCCACCGCGAGCUGCUGAGCGACCAGCCGCGCUGGCAGCGGCUCUUGGGUGACGACAAGUUCCACUGGCUGGCGGGUUUGGCGCCGCCCUCACUCUUCACGCGUGCCAUGCAGGUGCUGGUCACCGCCAUCUCACCCAGCCGCUUCCCCGAGGCCCUGGAUGAGCUGCCGCUGCCGCCCUUCCUACAGCCGCUGGACCUCACGGGCAAGGGCUAGCCCGCUGGGCACCCUGGGCACCGGAAUUUUGGAGAAUACUAUUUUUCAGAGCGUUGUACCUAGCACUUUACAUAUAUUGAUCUCUGUACAGCA
This is a messenger RNA of Rhinolophus ferrumequinum (greater horseshoe bat), 1383 nucleotides long. It is a transcript of the gene ANKRD9, whose product is annotated as ankyrin repeat domain 9. The transcript has 3 exons. Bases 346 to 1290 code for a protein of 314 amino acids. The record is from RefSeq and is a predicted model, not a curated record. Lineage: Eukaryota; Metazoa; Chordata; Mammalia; Chiroptera; Rhinolophidae. Gene Ontology annotation, molecular function: protein binding.